Protopolystoma xenopodis is the source of this 270-nucleotide messenger RNA. Lineage: Eukaryota; Metazoa; Platyhelminthes; Monogenea; Polystomatidea; Polystomatidae. The record is from the annotation of a GenBank genome assembly.
CUUGCUGAUGCUUUGGACCAACUUCCAUGCUCCCCAGUUCCUCUUGCUGGAGUCGAUAUCCUUUGUCUUGGUUUGGGAAACCCAGCAGUUGAAGCCUCCAGUCUUAAGCAGCUGGCCCUGCUUGACCUCCUAAUUGAGCAGGAACCGCGCCUCAAUAGAGCUGGUGCUCGCCUUUACGAUCCGGUUUUCCGCCGAACUGCUAGGCGCCUAAUAGAAUAUUUAGGAAUGGAGGCAAGCUUACUCAUGGUUUUUUGUUUGUCAAUGGUUUAA